UCGAGAGAUCUCGCCGCCAUCAAGAGGACCUUCCAGAGGACCACCCAUCUUCGCCGGACUCCUCCAUUCUCCAGCAGCGAGUUCGAGAGAUCUCACCGCCAUCAAGAGGACCUUCAAGAGGACCACCCAUCUUCGCCGGACUCCUCCAUUCUCCAGCAGCGAGUUCGAGAGAUGUCGUCGAGCUCAAGAGGACCUUCAAGAGGACCGCCCAUCUUCGCCGGACAGCCCCCAUCGCCAGGAAGAAAAUGGCUGAAUCGGGACCCCAAGGCCGGCCCCCCCCAUCAGGACCAGGAAACGAGACGCAGAGAGGGAGCGAGAGAGAGGGAGAGAGAGGAGGUUCUUGCAGCGGACGUGGUGCAUCCAAUUUGGGGUGAGGACUUGGCGGCGAUUUGGCGGCGACAUUCCUGCCUUCACUUCCAGAGGAAACAACUUGGCGUCCAUGUGUUCAACGUA
Molecule: messenger RNA, 453 nt
Organism: Darwinula stevensoni
Lineage: Eukaryota; Metazoa; Arthropoda; Ostracoda; Podocopida; Darwinulidae
Source: the annotation of a GenBank genome assembly